Molecule: messenger RNA, 3680 nt
Organism: Sardina pilchardus (European sardine)
Lineage: Eukaryota; Metazoa; Chordata; Actinopteri; Clupeiformes; Clupeidae
Product: spartin-like
Exons: 8
Coding region: 354-2270 (638 amino acids)
Biological process (GO): negative regulation of BMP signaling pathway; cell division
Cellular component (GO): plasma membrane
Source: RefSeq, a predicted model, not a curated record
CAAGUGCUUCUCCUGGCGUGUAUGAGUCAUGCGAUCCUAUAUGUGGACCACACUGGUCACCAAUCAGUCUAAUCGGUGACUCGGUCGCCUUCUUAAAACGAAUGAGGGGACACUGUCACAGGCAUAUCGCUGGCCAGUGAAUUGAACAUUGGCUCUUGAUAGCGACAGUGAAUUGAUUAACUGUUAGCCCUCGUAUGGGCUUGAAUUAGACCCAAACAAGUUACUUUCUGAUACAACUUGGCUGUCUAGCUAGGUAGCUAACUGUAGUAGUUGUAAUUAGCUAGCUCUGCUUUCAGUUUGCUAGUCAUUUCAACACACGCUGUUCUGAUUACUUACCAGCUAACACAGCAGGCAUGGAGCAAGCAAAACAGGAAGCGUUUGAUAAAGCCCGGCUGCAGGUCAUCCAGGAUGGCUACGAGCGCGCCUUCGAGUGUAUCAACGAGGGUCUGUCUGAGGACGAAGCCGGACAUCGAGCACAUGCUCUGGACCUCUACCGCCGGGGCCGGCAGCACCUCCUCCGGGCCAUCAGCGUGCCCUCGAAGGGCCUGGAGUGCGAGGGCAGCUCCUGGGACUCGGCCCGACAGAUGCAGGAGAAGAUGCAGGAGACCCUGAACAACAUCACCACGCGCCUGGCUGUCCUGGAGACGACGGGAGAGCCCGCGGACGACGUCACCGCCGUGGACGGGCCGCCCUCUCAGGGCCUCUACCCCAAACUGCCCAAAGAGAAGCCUGCACGGCCGCUUCCCCCUCAGGUAGCGUGCACCAAUGGCAAGCCGGCCGGAGCUCCUCUGCCGGGGUCCCCGACGGCGGCCCCGGCGUCCGAGCUCCCCCCGGCGUACUCCCCCCAGGCCGCGGACGGCCACAUGUCCAUCUCUUACGGCACGGACGCUGGCGAGAGGUCGCUGGUGGGGGACGAGUUCUACAGCCACGCGCCCAACGCGCCCCCGUCGCCCCAGAGCCUGGGCGAGGAUGGCCAGGAGCUCUUCUUCUUGCCUCACGGGGUGCAGAUCUUCUUCGUGACCCCAGAGGGGCACGUUAGCGCGCCGUCGUACCCGGGCUACCUGCGCAUCGUCAAGUUCACCAGCGAGAGUUCCGAGACGAUGCCCCUCCGACCCCCAGCCUUUCUGCAGGUGUGUGACUGGCUUUACCCGCUGAUGUCCACCGACUCGCCCGUCCUGCUCUGCAACACCGGCGUCUUCAUGUUCCCGGACCUGAUGGCGCAGCUGCCGGGCUCCUACGUCGGGGUGGUGCUCUCGACGGAGCUGCCCCUGGCUCAGCGCGAGGCCUUCUGCGACCUGCUGUCGCAGAUGACUGACCUCCGAGUGCAGGUGAGCGACACCAGUGCCCCCUCGCCAGCCGGCGCAGCCCGAGGGUCACCCUCCGACGCCACGGGCACCACCACCACCUCCACCACCAUCGCCCCUGCCCCCCCCCUCCCACGCAAACAGGACCCCGGGGAAGAGGCGGCCACCAUCAACCUGGGCGAGAAGGUGCCUCUAGCACCCCCUGAUGGAGAUGAUAAGACACUGCCUGAGUGGAGCGAGAAGGUGGCCCAGGGUAUCCUCACAGGGGCGUCGUGGCUGAGCUGGGGGCUGGUGAAGGGGGCCGAGUACACGGGCAAGGCCAUCCAGAAGGGGGCGUCGAAGCUGCGGGACAACAUCACCCCAGAGGACAAGCCCACCCACGUCAGCCCCGGCGUCACCAAGAGCCUGCAAGUGGCCAAGCAGGCCACCGGCGGAGCCGUCAAAGUCAGCCAGUUUCUGGUUGACGGGGUGUGCACAGUGGCAGGCCACGUAGGGCGAGAGCUGGCACCACACGUGAAGAAGCACGGAAGCAAGCUGAUCCCGGAGUCCAUGAGGAAGGACAAGAAUGGCCGCUCCAACAUCGACGGGGCCAUGGUGGUGGCUGCCAGUGGAGUGCAAGGUUUUGCUACCGUUUGGACGGGCUUGGAAGUGGCAGCAAAAGACAUUGCUCAGAACGUUGCAUCAGAGACUGUCAGCACAGUCAAACACAAGUACGGGCCAGAGGCCGGACAGGCCACCGACCAUGCCGUCAACUCGGCCAUGAACAUGGGCAUGACCGCCUUCAACAUCGACAACCUGGGCAUCAAGGCUGUGGUGAAGAGGACGGGCAAGCAGACUGCUGCCGCCCUGCUGGAGGACUACAAGAUCCAGGAGAGCCCUGGCAAAGAGAAAUCAGUGGCCAAACCCCAAAAAAGUCCCCAAAAAAGUCCCCAAAAGAGUCCCCAAAAGGACCCCAAAAAGUCAUGAAUACCACCCACCACUGACCACAAACCCCUCCUCCUUAUUUCAGUGCUAUUACUCCAUAGAGCCUUAAAUUGUUCUUUUGAAAAUAUAAUAAUAUAAUAUAUCUCUAUUUAAAUAUAUAUACACAAUACAUACAUAUACUUAUCAGUAUAGUAAUUAUAAAAAGCUGUGUUCUAUAUUCAUAUUUCACAAAGAUUAUAUAUUAAAGACAAUAUUUAUUUAUAUGACUAUUAUCUAUUUUCUACUUGCCCAAUUCUAGUUUGCUGAUAUGCAUUUUUAGAAUUGCAAUGCCAGCUGUGCGAUGUCGCAUCCUGGAGCACUUUAGCCCUUUUAAUGAGGAAGAGAGGACCUGUAGGAUUUAGAUUUUUUGUUUUGUUUUGUUUUGUUUUUUUCUAGUCUACACUGUUUUUUUGUAUCAAUUGAGAUGAUAGACAAAGUGACGUUUUGAAGAUACUGUAUGUUGAAAGGCUACCCUUUCUCACCAGACGGGUGUAUUACACAAUGAGAUUACUCGUUUAUCUAGGUGACUCUACUAGUAAAGGACUAUUCACACCAAGAACGAUAACGCUAAGUAUAAUGACAGUAAUAGCUAAAAUUAAUCAUGACGUAAAACACAUUCACUUUAACAACUUGAAGAACAAUAUUGUCUGGAAUCACUUUCAGAGUGAUUUUGAACAUGAUGAUUAAAAAGAAUCCAUCCAAUUUUAGACAUCAGAUGCAUCAACACAAGGAGAGACUUUUCUUGUUGUUGAUCAGUGUGGAUGCUCAUAUAGCUAUAGGUCUAGCUACACUUUAGUUAUCGGUACUGGUGUGAAUGACCCUUAUCCACUGCAUCAAGCAUCUUUUGAUUCACAAGUGACUAGCUUUGAGAUACCGGCUACUAAGUUACCUGGGUAACCCAGCAGUCUUGCUGUGUUGUUUGGCCCACAGAGUUGCCACUGACACUCGAGUACAAUGGCCUUGGAUCUCAAACCUGUCAGGGACAAAAUGGUUACCACAUUCUCUAGAGCCUUAACACAUUUUAGGUUGAGUUACAGUUAACUGACUGAUAUUAAUAUGAGCACUAACAUCUCACCUCACUAACUGUCCAUGUCAACGUGUUUUAAGUUUCACUGUUAAACUUGAGUACAUUAAAUAUAGCUGCCUGAUGAACAUAAAUGCACAGUUGGACCAUUUUAAAACAUUUCUAACAUUUCUAACAUUUUAACCUGGCUUUUUAACCUGUGAAGAAAAAAAGUGUGUUAAUUCAGUUGACGUGUUGUCCUAUUUCAGACAUAUUUGCUGAUGUGUGUGCUAAAAUGGUUAUUCUCUAACUGCAAUGUUGUAUGUCCACUCUAUGUUGUGCUCAUCCACAGAAAUGUGUUGCUAAAUUAAAAGUGUCUUUAACGUGAAGGCAUAAUAAACACCUGUUUG